This is a messenger RNA of Brassica rapa (field mustard), 8677 nucleotides long. Its product is annotated as putative F-box protein At1g67390. The record is from RefSeq and is a predicted model, not a curated record. Lineage: Eukaryota; Viridiplantae; Streptophyta; Magnoliopsida; Brassicales; Brassicaceae. Gene Ontology annotation, molecular function: protein binding.
GAUGAUAGUAUAUGUUCUAGUAAAAUUUAAAUAAAUUUUAUGAUCUUGAAAAGUAAAGUAUUCGUCUAAAAUAUGAAGAUGCAUUAAUUUUUUUUCACUCCGGCAUCAUUGUUCCUAAAAUUAUUUUAAAAGAAAAUAAAAUUCCGAUAUAUGGAUAAGAAUAUAUUAGCAUUUUAUAUUAGAGGAUUUUGUAACAUUUUGUAUUAUAUUUGUUGAUUUUGAAAUAAUUUGUAAUAAUUAGAUAUAGUAUUCUUACAUUUUACAAAGAGAGAUAUGUAUACUUGUAAUAAUUAGAUAUAUGGCUUCAAAAUUUUAGAAAGAGAGAUAUGUAUACUUGUAAUAAUCUUAUGAUUGGAAUUGUAGCGCGUCGAAAUGAAGCUAACAAUGGGCCAAUUUCUAAUGAAUACAUUAUGAGGUCCAUAUAAGUGUUUUCGAGGCUUUCCAAAAUAUAUAUACAAAUAUAGAAACACAAUCUUAUUUUUUGCCAAGAUAUAUUUGACCCAAAAAAAAUCAUUAUGAAACGAUUAUUCUCUUAUUUUUAAUGUUAAACUCUUCAGUUAUUAAUUUUAUCACAACUCUUCGUCCAUUCAAGAAUUUAAAUUAUUUAAAUAUUAAAAUGACUAGCUAAUUUAAAAAGACUAGGGCAUUGUCUGCACGCAAGCGCGGAGUUGUGGAUAAAGUUCUUGUUUCAUCUCAAAAUUUUUUAGGGUUAUUGUACCUGUGAAUUUUGCGUUUUGGUAUCAUUGUUUUUUAUCGUUAUAGGGUUAGAGUUGUGAUGAUGAAUUGUGUAUGCACUGUUCUCCAAUCAUGAAGGACUAGACUUUGUUAGUUAUGUGAUUGAUAUAGUUCGUGGUGUUGCUUACUGUGUCACUCAGACUUUUUGUUUGUUUGUCUUUUUAAUUUGUUACUUGUACUGUUGAGGUUACAUAAAUUAUAUUAAUGUUGUUGAAAGUAUAUUGUAUUUCUAAAUAUUUUUUUCCAGUUUAGUUGUGUAAGUUAUGUGUAUUAAGUAAUAUUUUUUUAAUUCUUAUUAUGUUGGUUAAUAUUUUUUUUAUUUUUAAACUUGUUGAUUUUACUGGACCUUUAGAACAAAUACAUGAAGACUUAUAGAAAUAACUAUAAAAUGAGUGACAAUUAGUAUUUGGGUCUUAGUGGGUUUUAAACGAAUAUAUGUAUUUCUCAUAAGAAAACAAUAGCAUUGGCCUAUUGACAUUUAGCAUGUAAGCUAUUUUCAUAAGACAAGAGGAGUGAGCAGGUGGAGAUGUUGUUGCCGUUUUUGUGUCUGUUAGGAUUUUCUCUUGCAUCUCCUGGUGUGGUUGUGUUUGUUUUUCUUUUAUUUGAUGGAUAAUAUAUAAACAAAUAUCAUUGUUAGUUGUAUUUAUUAGAGUUUUUAAUUUACUCUGCCUUUUUGUUUAGAUAAUUUCACUGAUCUUGGUUGUCGUCUUCGUCUUCUUCGUAAGCAUCUGUGAAAGUAAGUUUGUAAAUUGUUAAAUAGUUGGCUGUAUAGUUUGUAUUUUUUUAGUUGACUCAAUGUAUGUGUCGUUGAGUUUUAGUUGAGUUGAUUGGUUUUGGUAUAUUUAUUUUUGAAGUUUAUUUGUAAGAUUAGACAAAAAGAGAGGUGAUCAUUAAUGAUUCGUCUUUUUUGGGAUUCUAGUUUUCGGUGUUUUGAUUGUUUAGGUUAUUGUGGUUUUUUUAAGCUGUAAAAUACAAAUUUGUGUAAAAUUAGAUUUUGAUAAGUUAGGGAGAUAAAUAGACGACCACAAAUCUUGGGUAGGAAAUAUUUUUAAUUAUUGAUGUUAGCACAAUAUAUACAGUAAUAUAAAGGGAAUUAUGUGUUGAUUGUUCCUUAUACGGAUCAAAGAGGAGAUGAAUAAUGACUCGAGUUGUUUCUUUGGUGAGGUCAGAGUCCUGGACAGAACGAAUUUGCCCAACCACAUCUGCGAGUUUAAAUAUCAGUUAUGAUAUCAAAACAUAAUAUAAACCCAUAUGUAAUAUGAUAAUAUACCUGGGAGUUCUAGGUUUGUGUUCGCAAUCACUUGGAGAUUGUCGAACGGUCUAAUCUUGACUGGAGAUUGAUCUAAGGAGCACCCGUGAUGACUUCAUAAAUAAUGGUUAGUGAGAUGAAACAAAUGAGGAAUGGAUGAUCAGUUAUCUUGUACAUGCUUGAGCAUCUAGCAACUUCAAAACGAUCGACUUUCACAAUGGAAUCUGUUUUCAAAGAUGGCAUGUAAUGAUUAGCACGUCCGACGGGAGUAAACCCAUGAAUCACGGAAUCUGAAAAUAAUAUUAUUCAACAAAGAAUCAGGAAAUCAAUUAAAACAAUUAUGUUAAAUAAGUGUGAUAGAUCGAAGAUUAACUUACCUUUACACUAAGGAAGAGAACCGUGAUUCCCACAAAUUCCCUAUCUUUCUUGAAGUUCAGGGAAUCCCAAAAGCAGAGAAAGCCAGAGGCUAUGCUCUGACUACUACGACUAAGACGGAGAGACUCGAAGGUUGAGUGACGGACACCGUGAUGCCGGUUUGAGGAACUGGAGAGGCAGAGAGAAAAAAAUUCUAGAAGAUGGUUAAAGCUAAGAGGAAUCAAUGAAUUUUGUGGAGAUGCAGAUUGGGUUCAUCAAUGAUGAGAAUCAUAAAUAUAUAUGGCUUACAAAUCAUAAACAUUUAUGAUAAAGCAAUUUAAGAUGGGGACAUGAUGAAGAGUUCACCGGUGAAAAAAUAGAUUAGGAACAGACACACGGCGCAACUUUGUAACUCAAACUUGUUUGAGAAAAUGAUGCAAAGAACUCAAACUCAUGUUCAACUACAACAGUUUACAAUAAGGAAAAACUAUAAUUGUUGCAAAGUUGAACUUUUUCAUAUAACGUGAUGAAUCUCAUUUAAAAAUGAAACUCAUAAUACACUUGUAGGCCCGACCCUCAGAGGAAGCCGAAGAAGCAAGGACUUUCGACCUUCAUAAUUAUAUAUUAGGUUCGGCCAUCAAUGUACAAAGUAUCAUUUAGUUUAGUGUUAUAAAUGUUGGUGUUUAUAUCUCAAUAACCCGGGUUCAAAUCAUGGGCUUGACACUUUUCACACUUUUUAAAAGCAGGAUCCACAAAACGCUAACGUGACGCGCUGAGAAGUGAGCAAAAACUCAACUAUUAUAAUCUACAUUUCCAUUAAUUUGUUCAAAUUAAAAGCCAUUGUUAAAACUUAUAUAUCUUAUUCAAACAUAAACAUUGUGUUGGAUAUAAUCUUUAUUUUGUAAGUUUUUAAAUUAAAUACAUUUUUCAAUUUUAUAGUUAAAGCUACAUUAAAUCACUAAUAUUCUUCUCUUUAUACUAUUAUUAUUUAUGUUUCAAACAAUAUACUCUUUUGUUUAUAUUACUAUCUAUAUUUUCAAACAACACUAUAAUUAGUUUUGUGUCCAAACAAUAUAAAACAUUAGAUCUCAUCUUUUUAACAAUUUCUAACCGUUUUUUUCAAAUUAUUUAGAUAAAUUAAAUAAUUGAAAAUUCAAAUCUAUAUAAAAUAAACAAAAAUAAAUCGAAUAUAUUCUUUACAUGUUUAAAUACUACAAAACAUUAUAAUAAAUAAUAAAUCAAUUCAAAUUAUUUAGAUAAAUUAAAUAAUUGAAAAUUCAAAUAUUUAUAAAACAAAUAAAAUAAUCGAAUAUAUUCUUUACAUGUUUAAAUAUAACAAAAACAUUAUAAUAAAUAAUAAAUCAAUUAAAUUAACGGAUUAUUAUAUUUAUAUUUCCUAAAUAAUGGCUAGAUUAUUUAUCAAGUAACAUAAUAAUUCAAUAAUUGAUAUUACAUAAUAUAUAUAAACAUUAUACAUUGUACAAAAAAUAUAAUAACAAAAAUAAUCUGAAAAUGUUCAAAAUAUAUAUUAUCUAAAGAAAAAUGGUUACCACAAAUUGCUAACAACGAAUUUAAACCGAUUAUAAUAUAAACCAAAUUAUUAAAAAGAUAUGUUACAUAAAACAAUUAUAAUAAAAUUAAUUAAGCUAUAUAAGAAAUAUGAUCAAGAAAUAUUUAUAGUUCUUAAUUAUUUUAUAUCUAUUAUUUUCUUUAUUAAAAUUUUGUAGAAACGUCAUAAUUUUGUAAAACUGCAAAAAAAAAAAAAAAUUUAAAAUUUGAAUUAAAAUGUGACAAUUUAUGAAACUAUAAUGAUUUAGAUCAAAUUGGAUCACAUCUCGGUCAUCCAUCGGUUCAAGUGGUUAGUUUCGGGUUAAAGUGAUGUUUUAAAUAUGGAUAUUAUAAAAAAUCUAAAUCGAGUUAUCGGGUCACUGGAUUAACCGAUUUGACAGCGGGUUCGGAUCGAAUGUAAAAGCACUGUUUUAAAUGCAAAAAUAUUUUAAAUACAUAAAAUUGUUAUAAAUUAACAAAAUAUUUGUUAAGAUAUUAGUGAAAUUUGUGUUUUCAAAGCGUGGAUCAAAAUCUAGUUGAAUGUUAAAAGCUUAUCUCUUCUUGAUAUAUUUAGGUGGUGUUAUUCAAUAGUGGAUUUAAAGUUAAUUCUAUAUAUUUUAUAAUCUAUUUUUAUUCAAUGAUUGAUUUUAAAUUCUAUACUCAAAUCUAGUGUUAUUUGUUAUUACUUUUAAAAUAUCUCAACUUAAUGAUUUUAAGUCUAGUGUUAUUAAUUUUUAGAUUUACAUUCUCUUCAUUAAAAAAAAUUAAAAUCCACAUCGUUAUUCAAUCAAAUAUUUGAAUGCAAAAAUUGAAAUCUAGUGUUAUUCAUGUUUGAUAAAAUUCUUAGAAUCAUUUGAUUUGAAAGCUGUUUGAAUGGUUUGAAUCGAGUUUUAUGUGUAAACUAAACUAAUCAAAAUCUAACGUUUUACCAUGAGAUUUUAAAUUUUUUCUUACUCAAAUAAAAAACAGUAUUAUUAGUCACUAUCUAUCAGUUUUAAUCAUCAUCACAAAAAUCAUUGUCACAAAAUAUCCCUCGAAAAAUAACUAUAGCAUGCAUGCGUGUAACACAUUGACCAUCAUUUCUAUUAUGACAUUGUUUUAUAAUUCAUUCAAACAAUUAUUUUCAUUUUAACCAAGGUCGAACAAUUAUUGUAGAAGUUUGAAACAUUGGUAGAUUUGUCAAUCAUUUAAUAUUUGAUUUAAUUCUAGUAUAUGAAUUAUGAUGAAUUUAUAAAUACAAUGAUAUAGAUUUAAAAAUCUAGAUUCAAACGAAUAAUGAAUCAAUUUGAAAUGGACAAAAUCUGAUGUUUUCAAUAUCUAAUGGAGUUGAUUUAAAUUCCAAUAACUCCCCAUUAAUUUAAAUUAUUUUGUGUGGAUAGAAAAUUCCUGGUAUUAUAUGUCCUGCUUUGACUACUACUCACUUUCAAUAGUCAAAACAAUAUAACCUUUUGCAUAACAAAGAAAUAUAUAUUAAAUCAAGAACUUGGUUUACUUUCCAUGUUUUUUGUUUGACCAGAGCGCAAAUGACAUCUUGCACGUACAUGUAUCAGAAAAUGCUUUAAAUAUUAAAUUGUUUUCCAUUUGUAGUAAAUGUCAAAUAAAACCAUAAUUAAAAAUAAAAUUGUAUUCAUAAAAUCGAACUAGGGUUUGAAAUUUUGGUAUAAAAACACCACGGCUCAGAUCACUUGUCUCUAUCUUUCACACCUCUUCAUUUUCAUAGUCUUUCCCUCAUCUGUUGAGAACCUCACAUCUUUUCUUCUCCCGUAUAGUUGUCAAAUUUAAAACAUAUCUUCCCCUCAUGUCUCUUCCGCAAAACCCCUUCACUUCAUCAACAAGACCAUCCAUGAAGAAAUCACCAUCGUUAGAGAAAGAAGGCAACCAGAUGCAUAUCAAAAACGUCGACCGAAUCAGCAAACUUCCGGACGAUAUGUUGCUCAAAAUAAUAAAGAGCUUGUCAACAGAGGAAGCGGUUCAGACAAGUUUGUUGUCCAAACGGUGGGAAGGUGUUUGGAAGCAAAUGCCUUAUCUCUUCUUCGAUAUGAAAAAUGCUCUCAAGGUGGAGUUGCCUCUAGCCGAACAAUCCCAUUUCAUUGCCCAGUUGAUAACCAAGGUUAUAAACAAUCACAGUGGCAAUCUGGAGCACUGCAAAAUCCUGCAUAUGACACCCCAAACUCAAGAUGGUACGCUGGAAACUUGGAUCCGAUCAUUGAUCCACGUGAAACACACUAAAUGUCUCGAACUUAAGAGAUUUCGUGUUAAUCGUCCUGGGAGAGCUCGUGUGCUCCACUUACCCCCAAACAUAUUUUCACAUCCAAUGCUCACAUCACUCCUUCUGUCUCGAUACCAAUUUGAGUCUGCACAUGCCUUUAACAAUUGCAAUAACCUCAUUAUUCUUAAACUUUUUAAAUUCAAAGUUGAAGGUGAUGUGCUCAACACAGUCAUUGCAUCGUGCCCCUCCCUCAAGAUGCUGGUACUAGAAAUCUUCCAAAACAGCCGAACUGGCUGUCUGAAGAUUCAUAACAACAACUUAAAGUUUGUGCAUUUGACUUGCACUGAAAUUGAUAACGUUGAAGUGUCUGCAGCUCUUCUGGACAUACUCUCUAUUCACAAUGUUAAACUUAGUAGGGGGGUUAAUAUCGUUCUUGACGCCCCAAGAUUACUUCAGUUUAGUCAAAGAUUGUGGAAGGUAUGUCAAAGUUUGCCUCACAUAGUCUACAAUAUCUCAUGCGACACUCAGGGGAAUGAAAACAUUGGGCAUGAAUUCGUGAUGAACAUAGAAAAUUACUUCAUGGUUGUGUUUGCAACUUUGGCGGUGAAUGUGGAUAUGAUGAAUCCAAAAGAAGUUUACAUGCUAAAGCAAGUUUUAGAAGCAUGGGCUAGAGACUUGCAAAUUCUCCAGAUCUUCUUUAAGGAUAACGAUAUUGACAAGAAAGAAGGUGAAUCUUCUAUUGACGGAAUACAAAAUAAGUGGGGAAAUUACUUUUUCGAUAUUGAUUUCUGUGUGAAAAGUGUGUUUUUGUAUAACUUCAAUGGUUCGGAUGAGGAUCAAUUUGCUUUGGCUGCAAGUUUUGUGAUACAAGGGAAGAUGAUGGAAAGUUUGACGAUCGAUACGUCUUCGCUUCCUGCAAACAAAACGUUGGCGAUAGAUACUGUAGUGGCGAAAUUGAUGAAACUUCCAAAAGGUAACAAGAACCUUAAUAUUAAAUACAUUUGAUUGAAUUUGAUUCAAUCUAGUUAUUGGGUCACAUGAAAAAAUCUAUACUUUCCCUUUAUUUGAGUAAGGAUAAAUUACAUGGGUUAAACAUUCAAGUAAUAUGUUUGGUGAUUUUAUGUUUUAAUAUUUGGGAUUUGUCUUGUAUUAAUCUGAAUAUUGUGAGUUGUUCCAUUAAGUUAUUAUCAUGAUCAAUACUUUUUCAGAACAAUUAACGUGUUUUCAAAAGGGAUAAAGUAUUUUCAAUUAUAUUAUACUGCUGAGUGCUGACAAAAAUCAACAUAACAUUAAAAAAAUUAUGUAAGAUUUCUCUAAACUUAAUUUGGCCACUGCGUCAAAUUUUUAUUUGUUAGAAGCAGUUUAGGGUUACAACAUUACAAAUAUGGCAUUUUAAAAACGUAGGUGAAAUACUUGUAGUAUGUUCCUCCAGUAACCGGAUUGUUGGCAAUUACUUACCAUUUCUGUGUAUAUAUAGUUAGUUUCUAUUUUUCAUAUUUAGACCUUAGAAACCCUAACAUGAAUGAUGAAUCAACGUAUCUCCCCUUCUAAAGCACAAAACAUAAGUCUCUCUUCUCCAUCUGCUUAUGAAGCCACAACAAUUCUCACAAUGUGUUUUACAUUUAAAACUUUUUGGUAGCUCAAUCAUAUCGGUUUACCAUCUGAUCAUGCAAUUGCAUGAUAGACGAAGAGAUAUAAAACUAAAAUGAUGGCUUAAGUUUCCCUCGUAAUAUUUUUUUUUGUGCAAUAAAUUUACGUGUUAAACAAAACAAAAUGCAAAUAUUUGGAGCAGAAUCUACAAAGUCUGGUCUCAAGUAGUGUAUAGCCAUGAGUUAUCAAGAAGAGACAACAGAAUUUGGAGCAGAAUCUAUAAAUCCUGGUCUCAGAACACUCACUUUCAUGAUUUCAUCUCACCACGAUAAAUGAUAGUUUCGUCCAAACUAACAAACAAACAAAAAAAACUAAGGCUUGCAUUAAAAGACAACAUUUCCUUGCUACAAUAUUGAUAACAAGAAGUAAUGAGAGUAGCUUCGGUGGAUACACAUGUAAUUCUAUACUAAUAAAAGGGACUAGAGACUAAUCGAGGCUCCAGAGAGCGUCUACGUCAGCGUAUAAUCUCUCUUCGAAAAGAAGCCACGUGGCAUUAAAUCAUAUCAUCAAAAAUAUUGAUAUAAUGUAUAUUUUACAUUUUAAUAUUACUGAUAAUUAUUAUUCCGAAAAUAUACAUUUACAUUUCAAUAUUGUCAUAUAAAAAUAAAAUCAUACGAAAAUAAUAUAUACAAUAAUAUACGAAUAAAUAAAUACAUAAUAUAAAAAAUGGAAAAAAUACAUUAAGCAUUAAACAUCUAUCUUAAAAUGUAAAUACACUUUAAAAGUACAUUUGGCAUUUUAUUAGAAUCUUAAAAUGUAAAAUAUAGAUAUUAAGUAAAUACAUAAUAUACGAAAAUAAUAUUAAUAAGUAAAUACAUAAUAUAAAAAAUGGAAAAAGUACAUUAAACAUCUAUCUUAAAAUGUAAAUAAAAAAUGAAAAAAUGGAAAAUAUAUCUUAAAAUGUAAAAUAUAGAUACUAACUAAAUAUAUAA